GAUUCUGCACCUCGACCAUCGUCAUAAGAGAAAGAGUAAAAGUCCUCGACAUUUCGAAAAGAGAGCCACUUCCCAAAAAUAUCGAAAAUGACAUCACCGCCGAUCUCUCGCGACACGAUUUCUGAGUGGAAAUCGCAACCCACCGAUUCACGACAAGAAGCCGUCGCAACAGCCACGCCAACCCCAUCGGUACGAGCAGACUCGCCAAUCUCAGUCGCAAGCGCAUCUUCAAAGCCAUCGACACCGAAAAAGAAGAAAAAUCGCCGGGCAAAACAACAACAAAGCCCUCCUUCUCGCGUCGACACUCCACUGUCCACGGCAGUAAACGACGACAACGACAUGACUUCCCUCCCACUGCUCAUCUGCAGUCUUGGUAACCCGGGCGCGGCAUACGCAAACACCCUUCACAGUGCAGGUCACAAUGUCGUAGCCGCCCUUGCGACACUCCUCCAAGCAGGCCAGUUCACAAAAGAUCGCUCCUAUGGCAAUGGCUCCCUCACACGCUCCUAUGACCCAGAAGUCCCAUGGACGUUAUGGCAAUCCCCCGGCUUCAUGAACGAGAGCGGAAAAGGCGUUAGUGCUGCUUAUCGCACAUGGGCACGCGAGAACAAUAUGCAAGGACGCCUUGUGGUUGUGCAUGACGAGUUGGAAAAGCCAUUGGGCAGUGUGACGAUACGGGAUAAAGAGGGCUUGUCAGCGAGGGGACACAAUGGGUUGAAAAGCUGUUUGUCGAGUCUGGCGGGUGUCAAGUUUGUGAGGGUGGGUGUGGGCAUUGGGAGACCGGUUAGCAGGGCGCCGGAUGAUGUUGCGAGAUAUGUCUUGAAGAAGAUGACGCCGCUUGAGAAGCAGAAGAUUGAAGGCUCGGCGGAGGAUGUUUUGAACAAGUUGUUGGCUAUCAAGGGUUGAAGAGAUGUUGAUUGCUGGAUCAAACACAUCGAGAAGGACUGUAGGUCUGUACAGACAUGGCAUUAUUGAGCCUGCUGCAACACGCCAGACGACACGACCUUAUACGGGUGCUCGUUGGUACUCCUACCCACACGCCUCGCAAGACACCUACCAGCUCUGCUUUGACAACAUGCAAGUCUGCACAUCCUUGCGGCUGUGACACGUCGCUUUGGAGAAACGUCUCAAUGUGGGCCACGAAGUACAGGCCCAGGUUCGUUGCAUCCUUCGUUCACCUUCAACCGACAUCUGUGGUAUAGAGGCCAGCUCCUGGGAUCAAGGAGGCCAUACAUCCAGCAAGUGGCGACAGUAGUCCAUCUUGUACCCAGCAUGUUGGUUUUAGUUCUCGACAGGUCCAAAGCCAAAAACCUUCCUGACUCUAUUUCUUACAAAACUUGCUUCAGAAAGUAGACGCGCG
Molecule: messenger RNA, 1360 nt
Organism: Aureobasidium subglaciale EXF-2481
Lineage: Eukaryota; Fungi; Ascomycota; Dothideomycetes; Dothideales; Saccotheciaceae
Exons: 1
Coding region: 88-906 (272 amino acids)
Molecular function (GO): peptidyl-tRNA hydrolase activity
Source: RefSeq, a predicted model, not a curated record